Molecule: messenger RNA, 774 nt
Organism: Cyprinus carpio (common carp)
Lineage: Eukaryota; Metazoa; Chordata; Actinopteri; Cypriniformes; Cyprinidae
Exons: 1
Coding region: 1-774 (257 amino acids)
Source: RefSeq, a predicted model, not a curated record
AUGCUGGACCAACCUACACCCACCAUGCGAAACAUAUACAGAGUCUUGGCAUGCCUGUUCGGCCCCCUGGGAUUUAUAGUCCCCUUCACUACGCGGGCCAAGGUCCUGGUGCAGCACUUGUGGGACAAACAGAGAGACUGGGAUGACCCUUCACUGCCUGAAGAUGUGCUGCAGCCAUGGCUGAUGUGGGAGGAAGAAUUGCAGCAUCUCUCCCAGAUUCUACUGCCUCGCUGCUAUGUGAGCCCUGAGAUGAACACUUCAAACCUCCAGAGAGACUUACACAUCUUCGCUGAUGCGUCAGAGAAGGCAUAUGGCUCAGUGGCCUAUCUGCGGACGGAGAGCUCACAUGGCCGUGUGGAAGUGUCAUUCAUGACUGCUAGAUCCAGAGUGGCCCCAAAGAAGCAGCAAUCAGUACCAAGACUAGAACUGUGUGCUGCCCUGACAGCUGCACAGCUAGCUGCACUACUUCAAAGAGAGCUGACUGUGAAUAUCCACAAUGUUAUAUUCUGGACCGAUUCCACAACAGUACUCACAUGGCUUCAGUCCGACUCCUGUCGGUACAAGGUAUUCGUGGGAACACGGAUAGCUGAAAUCCAGGAGCUGACUGAUGUCCGGGCCUGGAGAUAUGUGGAUUCGGUCAACAACCCAGCUGAUGAUAUAACGCGAGGAAAAACACUGCUAGAACUGGCUGGUAAGAACAGAUGGAGUCAGGGCCCUGUCUUCUUGCCUACACAGCCAGCCACAGAGGUGACAGAGAAUCCUGCUGAGCUGUGA